AUCUGACGUUGGAACCUAAUUUUCGGCGUUAUCUUUUUUCCCACCAUCAAAUAUUUACAUCGUUUGGACUUGAAACCCUUGUCUCGCUGCCUUAAAAACUUAUUCUCCAUAGAUCACUCAAACAUAGCUAAUCAUGGAAAUACAGGUGCGAUUUUAAACUGCAAAUGGAGUCAUAGCUGUAUCAGAGGAAUUGGUUGUUAUCAAGGAUAAAUAAAACUGAGGUUGGCCAUUUUCAAGUGUUACUGCUGAGCAAUGGGUGACUACGGGGAUGUGUUCAUGCGCAACAAAGAUGCCGCGGCGCAAGCGCGGACCAAGGCCCAAAACCGAGCCACAGUGUUGCAAUUAAAACUGAUAGGGCAAAGCCAUCCUACAGGUCUUACCAGCAAUCUAUUGAAGCUUUUUGAGCCACGGCCUCCUCUUGAAUUCAAGCCGCCUCCUGAGAAAAGAAAAUUGCCAUCAUACACUGGCAUGGGCCAGUUUGUUAAUAAUUUUGCAGAGCCAGGAGAUCCUGAGUAUGCCCCUCCUGUUCCAGAGGUUGAGACUCCGACUGAGAGACGGGCAAGGAUACACAGGCUUCGGGUGGAGAAAGGUGCUCAGAAGGCAGCAGAGGAUCUUGAGAAAUAUGAUCCUAGUAAAGAUCCAAAUAUGUCUGGUGAUCCAUACAAGACACUGUUUGUUGCAAGACUUAGCUACGAGACAACGGAGCACAAAAUCAAGCGGGAAUUUGAGGCUUAUGGACCAAUCAAGCGGGUUCGUUUGGUUAAUGACAAAAACACCAACAAGCCAAGAGGUUAUGCCUUUGUGGAGUACAUGCACACAAGGGAUAUGAAAGCUGCAUACAAGCAAGCAGAUGGCCGCAAGAUAGACAACAGGAGAGUGCUUGUGGAUGUUGAACGCGGGAGAACUGUGCCCAACUGGCGACCUAGGAGGCUGGGUGGUGGCUUGGGAUCUACUAGGGUUGGAGGUGAAGAAGUUAAUCAGAAAUAUUCUGGAAGAGAGCCUCAGCUACUUUCAGCUGGACCACCUCGGUCUGAGGAGCCCAAGAUUCGAGAAGAACGAUAUGAUGAUCGUGAAAGGGACGGUGACCGUGAGAGGAAGGACAGGGAGCGAGAUCGCGAGCGUUCACGUGAAAGAUCUCAUGAACGUUCUCGUGGCCGAGAUAGAGAUAGAGAUCGUGAUCGAGACCAUGAGGUUGAUCGUGAUCGCGAGGUAAGAGAACAUGAUAGGCAUUACAGAGAAAGGGACAGGGACAGAGAAAGGGACAGGGAUAGAGAAAGGGACCGUGACCGAGAUCGUGGCCGUGAUCGUGACCGCUAUCGUGGUCGUGACCGUGAAAGAGAGAGAGAGCAUGUGGAAAGGUCUCAUUCACGUGAUUAUGAGCGGGAGAUAUGAAUUGCUGUUAUGCUAUUCAAUUAUAGGUAUAAGGAUCAGCAGCAAUUUACUGGGCAGGGUCGAUGAGGCAAAGAGGGGGCUGGAUGGGGCAUGCUGAAUCUUAUAUGGGAAACUAGCUUCCCAAAGUUGCCCUCAAUUUUUACAACUGUUAUGCUCAAUCCAAAGUUGGGUGCUGUACCAGGCAAAGUUGUCUGCUAUAACUUUCUAGCAAUUUAGCAAAACCUAUUAUGCUAUGGAAUUAGUAUCCUUUGGUUGUUUGCCGCUUAUUUGUCAAGAUAAUUAUGCCUUUAUUUGUGCCUAGGCAGCUAUUUUUGGCCUAUUUUCCAUAAACACAUUUCAUAUAAUAUUUUAUUUUAGGGACAGUUUCCCAAAGAAUUUCCAAGGGCCAGAUUCUUUAACCUAAGAACCAUGCGGCAAGAAUUUCUAUAAGAUUGCACAAGGAGACCCAACCUAGAUUUUAUUUCUCAACAAUCUUGCACCUUAUUCUUGUGGCUUUCGUACACCCCCACAAUAAACAAAGAAUGUAUAGAUGGUGAAUGGAAUCUACCUCUCAUGACUUUGUCAUUUAAAGCUCAUCCCUGCAAGGCCAAAUAUAAAAACAUACUGUUUAUGAGCAGGCUUCUAUUUAGCCAAAUUAUUAUAGUGGGUGUUCUACAACUUGCCUUGUGAGAGGCCCACUAUGGUUCCCAAUAAGUAGCGGGGGAGCUACAUAAUAACUAAAUUGAAUUUUUUCUCCCAAACGAUCAA
Cryptomeria japonica (Japanese cedar) is the source of this 2139-nucleotide messenger RNA. RefSeq names its product U1 small nuclear ribonucleoprotein 70 kDa. Lineage: Eukaryota; Viridiplantae; Streptophyta; Pinopsida; Cupressales; Cupressaceae. The coding region runs from base 253 to 1392 and encodes 379 amino acids. The record is from RefSeq and is a predicted model, not a curated record. Gene Ontology annotation, biological process: mRNA splicing, via spliceosome. Gene Ontology annotation, cellular component: precatalytic spliceosome; U2-type prespliceosome; U1 snRNP. Gene Ontology annotation, molecular function: U1 snRNA binding; mRNA binding. The transcript has 11 exons.